Sorex araneus (European shrew) is the source of this 939-nucleotide messenger RNA. RefSeq names its product olfactory receptor 7A10-like. The record is from RefSeq and is a predicted model, not a curated record. The transcript has a single exon. Bases 1 to 939 code for a protein of 312 amino acids. Gene Ontology annotation, biological process: G protein-coupled receptor signaling pathway. Lineage: Eukaryota; Metazoa; Chordata; Mammalia; Eulipotyphla; Soricidae. Gene Ontology annotation, molecular function: G protein-coupled receptor activity; olfactory receptor activity. Gene Ontology annotation, cellular component: membrane.
AUGGAAAGAAAAAACAAUUCACAAGCUUUGGAAUUUAUUCUUCGUGAGUUCUCAGCAGAGCCAGAAACGCAGCCGCUCCUAUUUGUGAUUUUUCUUUCGAUGUACCUGACCACUGUGCUGGGGAACCUGCUCAUCAUCCUGGCCGUCAGCUUCGACCCCCACCUCCACACGCCCAUGUACUUCUUCCUGUCCAACCUGUCCUUCGUGGACAUCUGCUUCACCUCCACCACCGUCCCCAAGGUGCUGGUGAACAUCCAGACGCAGAGCAAAGCCAUCACCUAUGCAGGCUGCAUCACCCAGAUGUAUUUUUUUGCAGACUUUACAACUUUGGAUGCCUUGCUCUUAACCGCAAUGGCCUAUGAUCGCUUUGUGGCCAUCUGCCACCCCCUGCAUUACAUAACCACCAUGAACCCCCGGCUCUGUGUGCAGAUGGUUCUGGGGUCUUGGAUCCUAAGCAACCUGAAUUCACUGCUACACAGCUUAAUGAUGCUGCGAUUGUCCUUCUGCACAGACUUGGAAAUCCCCAACUUCUUCUGUGAUCUCAAACAGUUGCUGCAACUUGCCUGCUCCGACAACUUAUAUAAUAAUGUGGCGAUGUACUUCGCGUCUCUUCUCCUGGGCGGUAGUUCCCUGCUGGGGAUCCUUUACUCUUACUCUAAGAUAUUUUCCUCUGUACAUCGAAUCGCAUCAGCUCAGGGCAGGUAUAAAGCGUUUUCCACCUGUACAUCCCACCUCUCCGUGGUCUCCUUAUUCUAUUGUACGUGCCUUAGCAUCUACUUGAGCUCUGCCACUUCCCACAGUUCUCACUCCAGUGCCAUCGCCUCGGUGAUGUACACGGUGGUCACCCCCAUGCUGAACCCCUUCAUCUACAGCCUCAGGAACAAAGACAUCAAGAGGGCUUUGGGAACGUUCCUUAUGGUGGGGACUACAAAAUGUUGA